Messenger RNA from Capsella rubella, 1003 nucleotides. RefSeq names its product (R)-specific enoyl-CoA hydratase. The record is from RefSeq and is a predicted model, not a curated record. The transcript is spliced from 5 exons. Bases 407 to 907 code for a protein of 166 amino acids. NCBI's taxonomy places the organism in Eukaryota, Viridiplantae, Streptophyta, Magnoliopsida, Brassicales, Brassicaceae.
UGUAUUUUGAGUGGAUUGUAUUUGUCUUGUAUGCUUGGAAUGUUGACCUGUACUGUGAUGUCAUACUUUCAUGAACUUUUAUAGGGUAAAUUGCAAAAUAGCCCAUGAAAUUAUGUCAUACUUCCGUAGAAAUCAAGCAACUUGCUUAUGUGUUAAUUUAUGACCCAACUGAUUAGCCUACAAGAUGAAUUUUGAUUCAUUAGCAAAUAUGCCUUUUCUUCCCAUCUCGCUUGUCUCUGCUCCCCUCAGAUCAAACGUCUUCACCUUGAAAUAUUUGAGCGUGUUUGAUAAGAUAACCAUCUGAUCAUACGCUGUGAGCAACUGGGCAAUUAAAUUGGCAAAGUUUGAAUCUUUUGACUUUCAACGAUCUUCAGUUUGAUUAGUCCCCCUUCUUCAGGUGAAACAAAUGCUGACGAGAACGUUUCUCCCUACACAUCUUCUUGUUUCAAGGUGUUUCUCGUCAGUUACUUCAAAGACACUAGUUAAAGUGGGAGAUGUGUUUAGAGAAACAAGAGUAUUCUCAAGUGAAGAUGUUAAGGCCUAUGCUGAGGUGAGCCAUGACUGCAACCCUCUCCAUUUCGAUCCAGAAUCUGCCCGUAAAGCCGGAUUCGAGAAUCGCCUUGUCCACGGGAUGCUUGUUUCUUCCAUGUUUCCUCGUAUCAUCUCUGCCCAUUUCCCUGGAGCAGUAUAUGUAUCUCAAAGUCUGCAUUUUCGGUCACCGGUUUACGUAGGGGAUGAAAUUCUCGGACUGGUUCAAGCCACAGCUUUAAGAGAAACCAAAAAUAAGUACAUUGUCAAAUUCUCAACUAAAUGCUUCAAGAACCACAAAGAACUUGUUGUUCUCGACGGUGAAGCUACUGCAAUAUUACCAACUCUUGAAAUGUUGCAGCCAAGUUCUUCGGAGUAGCAGCAAAUUGUUCUGAAGAAAGGUGAUGUGGAUGAGUACGAGAUUAGGAUUGUGAUUGGUGCUGAUGGUCCUAGAAGUCCAAAGGAUGGAUCUUCU